AUGGCGUCUUCGGCCAUCGGGCAGCGCCCCUAUCCGCUCCUCUUGGAUCCCGAACCUCCGCGCUAUCUGCAAAGCCUGAGUGGCUCCGAACCGCCGCCCUCGGGCCGGUCCUCGCGCCGCUGUGGCUCCGCGCCCCUCUCCACUGCCCCCCGGACGCAAGAGGGGCGCAGCGGCCGCCGGGCUACUCUGGGGGGCUCAGAGCCCCCACCCCGGGCCUCUCGACCCGCUCGCCCUCUCCGGCCAGGUCUGCAGCAGAGGCUGCGGCGGCGGCCUGGAGCUCCCCGGCCCCGCGACGUGCGGAGCAUCUUCGAACAACCGCAGGAUCCUCGCGUCCCGGCGGAGCGAGGCGAGGGCCACUGUUUCGCGGAAUCGGCGCUGCGGGGAGGCCAUGGCUGGUGUGACCUGUGCGGACGCGAGGUGCUGCGGCAGGCGCUACGUUGCGCUAACUGUCAGUACACUUGCCACCCGGAAUGCCGCAGCCUGAUCCAGCUGGAUUGCAGUUGGCAGCACAGCCCACCAGGAGAUAGACCCUCUCCGGAGAGCACCCUCGCCCAGGUAGGCAACACAAAUGUGUGCAAAGCUCCAGCAGCAGCUGAGCCCCGGCACCCGCCCACACUGCAGGAGAUUAAGCAGAAGAUUGACAGCUACAACACGCGGGAGAAGAACUGCCUGGGCAUGAAACUGAGCGAAGAUGGCACCUACACGGGCUUCAUCAAGGUGCACCUGAAGCUCCGGCGGCCGGUGACAGUGCCCGCGGGGAUUCGGCCGCAGUCCAUCUACGAUGCCAUCAAGGAGGUGAACCUGGCUGCCACCACGGACAAGCGGACGUCUUUCUACCUCCCGCUCGAUGCCAUCAAGCAGCUGCACAUCAGCAGCACCACCACAGUCAGUGAGGUCAUCCAGGGGCUGCUCAAGAAGUUCAUGGUCGUGGACAACCCCCAGAAGUUUGCCCUGUUUAAGCGGAUCCACAAGGAUGGACAAGUGCUGUUGCAGAAACUGUCCAUCGCUGACUGCCCCCUCCACCUGCGCCUGCUUGCUGGGCCUGACACUGACGUCCUCAGCUUCGUGCUUAAGGAGAAUGAAACUGGAGAAGUGGAGUGGGAUGCCUUCUCGAUCCCUGAGCUCCAGAACUUCCUCACGAUCCUGGAAAAGGAGGAGCAGGACAAAAUCCAGCAGGUGCACAAGAAGUAUGACAAGUUUAGGCAGCAGCUGGAGGAGGCCUUAAGGAAAUCCCAGGGCAAACCUGGGUAACCGGUCCCACAGCCUCAUCUGCCCGUGCUCUCAGAUUUAUUUUUAUUAUUAAUUAUUAUUUUGCAAUGGACACUGGUUCUCAGGAUGCCUCUGGCGAACACAUGCGUGCCUGGCCAGCAGUGGCAGAUGUGGCAGGAGGUCUCUCCCAUGGAAGAAUGUCUACAUGGGGAUAAACCCCUGCCCGUGGUCCCCACAGGCUCUGCCAGGGGUCACCUCUGUGAAACCAACAAUGCCAUCCUCUCCCAACCUGCAAGUCGUCCACAAGCCUAAUUGUUGCCUCUCUCGUCAUCAAACCAGAACCUGGCACCAGAACCAGCCGGCAAAGGAAAGGAAAGGAAAAGCUGUUCUUUUUUCUCUCUCUCUGGUUUUGAUUCUUCAGCUGCCCUACAUCUCAUCCACAGCACCUUUAUUUAUGAGGCAGACAAAGCAUGUGCCUUGGCACCUUGCAUUAAGCACCCCAGAAAGGAAGAGCAUGCCCCAGCCUGCCCACCCAAGGGAAGGUCUGCAAGGUCCCACGCCCUGGUACCAGGGAGAGCUGGGAGCACCAAAACUGAUGGGCUCAGAGAUUUCCAAAGAUGUGGCAGCCUGCCCUGGCCCCAUGGGACCUCAAUGCUCAAGAAACUGUGCGCGUGGGAGCCCAAAGGCAUGCAUCUGUGAGUGUGUGGCCAUCACAUCUCUGUCCAAGCUUGUUUUCUGGUUAUCAGUUCGAACACUGCCAGAGCUGCUUUAUGCUCCCAUCCAGGAGAAACCAGCGAUCAACUACGGUCUCCUCCAUGGCAGGGAAGUCAGGCUGCAAGAGGAAGACUAGGAGUUGCAGGGGACUAUGGGCAAGCUGUCUUCUGCCUUCCCCAGCUAACAGAAGGCCCGGGCUGUCUCGGUUACCCCCAGGGCCUCCAGCACUGCCUCUCUCCUUCCUUGGAACUCUGGGAUCUGCAGGUGCCAGGCAGAUCUGCAGCUGACAUCAGAGGGAGUUGUGCAGCCGGGAUGACAUGCAGUCGCCCAAGCUGCGUCACGUGGGCUGGCUUCCAGUACUGUGCUCUGUGAGCCUGCAGGCCCGGUCUCCCCACCGACCUCAGUGCCUUUCUGUUUUCAGAGACAGCAGAAGGGGCGCUUGCUUCAAGACCCACUGCUGGCGUGCUCACUAGGACGGGCAGGUCCCUCACUGCCUUCCCAUCUAGGUUCCUGAGCUGUCACUCCCAAGAAGCACUGCCAUCAGAUGAAUGACAAGAGAGGACUGGAGUCCUGGCUCUGUGCAUCGCUUCUGGCUCCGUGGGUUGGUUCAGUCCAUCCCAGCCAGUAGCCCACACUGCAGAUGCUCUGGUGUGGAGGAAGGAGGACUUGCAUUUUGAGAACAAGGUGGGUUUUUCCAGUCUGGCCUCUGAGGCCAUUUCUUUGCUGUGUCCUCUGCUUCCCCAGUCCCUGAGCCCCCUGCUGAGCCCAUGCCCCGACACCAAGAGGAAUGCUGACUCAUCAUUGCCCACUCUGAGGUCUUCAGAGCUGGCAGCCCUGCAGAAGUUUGUAAACCACGAGACCUCAGCGACCUUCCCUCCCCUGCUCAGGCCUUAUUGCCCCUUCGUCUCAGAACUCCCUCGCUUCUACCAUCUUCAAAGAGGAGAUAGGAAAGAGAGCCCCCUCCCCUUAUCCUGCACGUCCGAAGGUUCCUAGACGGCAUGCCCCUGCUGCAACCGCUGUAAAUGCUGCUGAGAUACCCCCUCCACGGGGGUGGCUAUUUUAUUUUUGAGAAGGAAAAAAAAAAGGUCAUGUACAUAUAUACAUAAAGGCAUAUAACUAUAUAUAAAGAAAUAAAGAUAUCUAUGAUGUAAGAAAAUGUUGGGGAAGUGUGAAGUUCCCUCUGAAGUCCAGUUAGCCCCAGGCCCGUGCCGAGGUCGAGCCGAGGUCGAGCCAACCCCUCCCAGAGCAGCCGGCUCCAGCUGCUGUAGUGCCUUCUCCGUUGCGUUGCUCCGUGUGUGUUUGUUUUCAGGAUAUUUUCUUUUCCAAUGUCUUUCUUAUAUGGGUUUAAAAAAAAAAAAAAGGUAAUAAAAGCUUGUUGCGAAAAUGA
This is a messenger RNA of Ochotona curzoniae (black-lipped pika), 3310 nucleotides long. It is a transcript of the gene RASSF5, whose product is annotated as Ras association domain family member 5. The record is from RefSeq and is a predicted model, not a curated record. The transcript is spliced from 6 exons. Gene Ontology annotation, biological process: signal transduction. Bases 1 to 1251 code for a protein of 416 amino acids. Lineage: Eukaryota; Metazoa; Chordata; Mammalia; Lagomorpha; Ochotonidae. Gene Ontology annotation, cellular component: nucleus.